This is a messenger RNA of Encephalitozoon romaleae SJ-2008, 1215 nucleotides long. RefSeq lists its product as hypothetical. The record is from RefSeq and is a predicted model, not a curated record. Gene Ontology annotation, molecular function: metalloendopeptidase activity. Gene Ontology annotation, biological process: CAAX-box protein processing. The transcript has a single exon. Gene Ontology annotation, cellular component: endoplasmic reticulum membrane. The coding region runs from base 1 to 1215 and encodes 404 amino acids. NCBI's taxonomy places the organism in Eukaryota, Fungi, Microsporidia, Unikaryonidae.
AUGAAGUACUUUUCCAAGGGAAUGUUUUAUACAUUUUUCGUCCUAACAUACCUGGCACAGAUGAUAGAAGUCUUGAAUAUAUUUAUUACUAAAAGCCUCGUAGAUUCUGGAGAAACAGGGCUUGAGGAAGGCUUGGCAACAAACGAAAUGGCAAAGAGAGAUCAGGGUUACAGCAAUAGCAUCGAAAAGACAAUAGGGAAGAGAAGCGUAGAGUUGCUUGAAGAUGUUCUGGUACAUACCAUGCAUUUUUCAGCUAGUAUUUUGUUUUUUACGGAGGCUGGAAGACUAUUUAGCAUGAAGAUGGUUGGUGUAAUCUUUGGGCAAAUUUUUGACUUGGAGAUUGUAUUUCUCACCAUCAUAGUCUCUAUGCUGUCUCUGAAUGCCUUUACAGAAUAUGUUGUUUCCUCAAUAUACAAGAGUCCUUCAUUGGAAAUGAUUCUCGUAUGGUGCUUCUUUGGUGUUUUAUUUGUUAUUCCUAUACUCGUUUUUAUCUCCAUAAAGCUUCUGAAGAUCUUUGGAAUUGGCUUCAUAGUUUCAUGUUAUCUUUCUUAUUUCAUUAUGGAGAUAUCCGACAUCUUGUCCAUAUCGAAUGUAGACUUAUCUAAGAUGGAGAAGGUACCAGUAAGCGUGUUUUCCGAGAAUAUUCAAAGGCUUAUGAACGAUAGAGGGCUUUCAGACUCAAUCUACAAGGAAAGAAAGCCGGGGAAAAAUGUCAAUGCAGCCCUCAUAGGAAUUGGAAAUUCAGAAAGAAUAGAGAUUUAUGGAAAAGUAGAGAAUAUAGACGAUGGCCAGCUAGAAUCGAUAUUGAUCCACGAGGUGGGGCAUUCCUAUGACAGAAGUCUAAUCAAGAAGAUAUCAGUUUUUUUCCUUCUUCUAGGUCUCGAGAUGUUGUUUUUGAUAAUCCUGUAUGAUAGUGUAGCUAAAGAGUUUGUAUGGGAUAAUGUAUCGAAAGAAGGGUCGUUCACUGUGCUCAUGUGCCUGUACUUUGCAUCGAUUAGACCAUGGCUGUUUAUACUGUACAAUCUUACGUCUCAAAGUGCGGAGAUGUAUGCCGACCUUUUAACAAAGAAGUACAACUAUAAUAGAACGCUUGCAAGCACUCUGUACAAGAUAUCUGUGGAUUCCCUUGAUUUCUUGUCUCCAUCCUGGCUAUACAACAGCCUGAACUCCCUUCAUCCUAGUAUAAUGUCUAGAAUUGAGUAUCUAAGCAGCUAA